This is a messenger RNA of Gadus chalcogrammus (walleye pollock), 3757 nucleotides long. It is a transcript of the gene cisha, whose product is annotated as cytokine inducible SH2-containing protein. NCBI's taxonomy places the organism in Eukaryota, Metazoa, Chordata, Actinopteri, Gadiformes, Gadidae. Gene Ontology annotation, molecular function: 1-phosphatidylinositol-3-kinase regulator activity. The record is from RefSeq and is a predicted model, not a curated record. Gene Ontology annotation, biological process: intracellular signal transduction; phosphatidylinositol phosphate biosynthetic process. Gene Ontology annotation, cellular component: phosphatidylinositol 3-kinase complex. The transcript has 3 exons. Bases 586 to 1311 code for a protein of 241 amino acids.
GGGGGGGAUGGGGGAUCAUAAACCCCGUCGCAUAAAACAUUAAAAAAACAAAAAGGUCACAUGGUUGAACACUAACAAUAACAGAAUAGGAAAAAUAAUAAGGUUCGACGGUGCGACGCUCCGCUCCGACCCGUUCUGUACGCGCGGUGAUCCAACAGGAGUCUGUGCGGCUCAUGUGACGUCAGAGCCGCUGGUGAACUGAAGAGUUCUCAGAAUAGAAUUCUAGGAAUUGGUGAUUUUUAAAAGCCAAGCCUACACUGUGUCCUUCACACGUUUGCGUCGCAUUCGGGAGCCAACACUCCGUGUAGCCGCUCAGUGUUUUUAUUUAUGGCCUUGGUCUAUGUUCUAGCGUUGUUGGACGUUUAGGGACUAUAUACAUUAGCGAUACGGUCGCGUUUACUUGAACAGAGGAAUCUAGACCUUCAACCAAUGCGCUCAGCAUUUCCGCGUCUUGACGCUGCCAAUAUUUCCUGGUGGGACCGACAUCAUUUCUUGUGAAAGUAAUUUAUUUUGUCGCCUAGGCAUAUGCAUUUAUUAUUUUGUGGAAGAGGAAUCGUCAAUUGGAAUUAAGCUGCCGGAUUCAGUAUGAUUCUUUGUGUUCAAAGUCCUAGGACUCAUCUGCCUACUCGUGCCCCAUCGACUGCACUCCCCCUGGGCAUGCGACCAGGAGCCGUGUCCCCACCCCACUGCGCACAGAGCCCCCCUCUGAUAUGCGAUCCCACCAAGGACCUCCGGGCAAUAGCCAGCAACUUCUGUCACCUAGAAAACUCAGGUUGGUACUGGGGGGCCAUCACUGCGGCCCAGGCGCACGCCGCCCUCCAGGAGGCCUCUGAGGGGGCCUUCCUGGUGCGGGACAGCAGCCACCCGCAGUACAUGCUGACCCUGUCCGUCCGGACGGCGCGCGGCCCCACCAGCAUCAGGAUACAGUACAGCCAGGCUCAGUUCCUCCUGGACUCCAGCCCCCCCGCCCGCCUGGGGAUGCUGUCCUUCCCCGACGUGCCCAGCCUGGUAGAGCACUACAUGGGCCCGGGCCGCAAGGUCCGAGAGGAGAAGGCGGAGGACACGGGCUCCUCCUGCAAGGCCGCGCAGCAGCAGCAGCUGCCGCCGCCGCCGCCGCCGCCCAAGCAGCCGAGCGCCAACGAGGCCUCGGUGGUGUUGAAGCUGCGGACCGCCGUGUACAAGUCCCAGGGCUUCCCCUCGCUGCAGCACCUCACGCGCCUCACCAUCAACAGACACUCGGACCAGCCCGAACGGCUGCCCCUUCCCAGGCCGCUGCUGGGCUUCAUCAAGGACUACCCCUUCAAGGUAUGAUGGAAGGGGCUCCCUGGGGCCGGAGCCCUCAACGGAACAAAGGGAACCAUACCACUGUGGUGCGGCGGGGGGGGGGGGAGAGUCACAAGGCUCUUAAUGCUGGACGCAAGAGCACACGGUGGAGAGACUCUAUACAGGAACAAACACUUGACACUCGUGUCUGGAUUUAGACUUGAUUUGUCCCAAGAGUCGGCGGCACGGUCCGUCUACGGGGUGAAUUGCAAAGAAACACUUUGGUACUGUAGAUGUGUGGAUUUUCCACAUCUCUUCUACCCCCAUUGGUUCUGGAUGUGCACAAUGUGCACAACUCCAGAGCCGUCGAUUGGUUUUGUUCAUUUUGUCAUUAUUAGUAUUUUGUACCUUAUUUUGUCUCAACAUUUUUCUAUUAAAAAUAAUCAACUGGAGCGCAUCGUGUGGCUUGCUUUAUUUUCCGGCACUUGAUGAUAUUCUUUGGCUUAUUAUUCAUACCCCUAAAACGGCAUUUUGUUAUUCUAGAUAUUCGCGCAGACUGCGACCUUUGAAUCGACAAAUACUUGGGCGGCCUUGAAGUGUGUGAGAAGUACAUUGCGUGAGAGAGCGAAGGCCAAAUUGUAUGUUUUUGGUUAACAAUCUGCGUGUGAGGGAGUGGGGAGCGCUCGCGGAGGGGAGGCCGCUUCGCGGAGGCGGGGAACGCUUUCUAGGAGCCGCAGAUUCCAGGAAGGCCGCUUCUGAGAAAAAGCUUGGGCAAUUAACUCAAGCCUUGAGCUUGCCUCUCUCUUGUGGCGUGCGCACAGCUUUUGGCGAUGACACCACACACACUACCGCCUGGCCCCCAACUCUCUCGGAAAAAAACUGUAGGCAAAUGUAUAUUAAUACAAAAGGGAGAGUGUUUGUUGAUGGUGAGUAACAGUGUGAUCGGAACCUUAAUCUGUGUUUACCAAUUUAGUGUGGGGGGGGUGGGCAGGCAGUCAUCAAGUGGAGUCUUUAACGGUAAACAGUCCAGACUUUGGGUCGCCGAAUGAGGUCUGUCCUGCCCUGCAUCGUGUUACCGCUCCCUCCGAAGGAUGCAGAAGCGGGGCCUGGGGCAGAGGAAGUUCUCCGUCAGUAAUACUGGGAAUGAUCCGUGUCUGGACUUGUGGCUGAGGACACCACAGUGAACCAAGACGCAGCCUACGUCCGAGACAAACGCACGCACGCCGACACUGCUGCCCUUUAAUCAUCAAGAAUGUGUUUGUGAAAUUGCGUUCAUCACCGUAAAGCUAAUUCACCCCUGACUGUUUAGCCUUGAGUGAAGACCGGGUAGCAGUGACCCAGAUCCUUCCUCCAGACCAACCUGUUUGUGAUGUCGUGCCGUGUUUCCAGGUAACUCAGCCCGGGGACAUGAUCCUUCACCCACUGUUGGAUUAACGGGGGGUGUCUUGGGUCCACCUCCAGAUAAACAUGUCUGGAAAGGGCAGGAAUCAGAACAAAAGGAGACUCAUUCAAUAGCGCCUUUCCGCAGCCGUGUCAUCCGGAGUGCGUCUCCUCCUGGGUAGCAUGAGCCGUUCCCUGGGUCACAGAUGGAGCAGACCCCUGUUGAGUUUUAUAAGCAACACCCGUGUUUGUCCCAGAAUGACGCAUCUGUCAAAAAGGGUCUGGUGAAUUACAGCAUCAGAAAUAGCACGAUGGAAAAUAACUGUUAGAGUUGUGCCCCUGGGAAUUAUUUUGAAUAAGCCAAACUGAGGGGACGUUAUGCGUGUGUAAAUGAGCGGAGGGAGGACGGGCAUUACCCAUGAAUGGAUAACAUCUUGGGAGCCGCUGUCAAGAUCUGCUUGAUCACGUCCAGGCCGUCCUCACCUCCAUCUAGGGCAGCGUGGUCUUCAAACCUGAGGGUGUCACCGUGGUUCAGUACUCAGAACCCCUAAGCCCACCUCGGCCCAGGGGAAAUCAGGAAGACACACGUCUUGGCUCAGGCUUUUUAAUUUAUGGAAAUGCUAUCACUUUCAAAGCCAUGCUUUUUAAUUUUAGAAACGGUAUGCAGGUCUCAAAAGGUCUCCAGAGAAUAUAUCUCGGUAUUAUAGCCACCCAAAUACAAUAAAACAUCCAUGUAUAACAGUCACAUAAACUAAGGAUGGGAGCUGAUGUUUCAUAACACAUCGUCGUCCGUUAUCAAAUUGCAGAUGACUGACAAACAGUGUAGGCUCUUGGCUCGUUACCUUAGGAGUUCUGGUUCCAGGAACGUCAUAUCUUCUGAGAACAGGUACGGAGGAUUGCUGACCAAAGUUGAGAUGGAGUCACCCAGACUCAAAAGGACUUCAGGUUCUUAAACAUGAAUCAUAAUCAAUUUUUAUGAUUUAUUUUAUUACAUAUAGAACAUUAUAAUAAUUUCAUUUUAGGAUCAGAGAUGUUUGGAAAAAACAAAGCCUUAUUUAUUCAGAUCCCACUAUUGUCGUUCACCUUGGCCUCACCUUUCAGGACAUCUACUUGA